AUGAGCAAUGGAUCAGAAUUACCGGGGGAGUUUAGAGAUGAGAGCUACGAGAUCACCCAGGUUCCUGAGGACAUUGGUCAUCUUCAGACGCUAAACCCGAAGCCUCCGCCAAACACCCAAUGGAAGGCAUCUUCGCGAACAGUAGAGGAGACUCUUGCCCAGGGUCUGUCCAAUGAAGACCUGUGGAUGCUGAUCCGACGUUUUGACAAGCAAAUCUACCAUGUGAAAGCGGUUCAGGAUACAGCUUCUCAGAAAUUGGAUCUCAAUCGCACUGAAAAUGAGCAGUUUCCGCCCGAGAAACUGCGCAUCACGCUUGAGAGAUUCUACACCUCGGUGGUUGUUGGAGUGGUUGAAUUUAUCCGCCAUAUUACGCGUCUACGAUCAUGGAAGGAACCAGUUCGGACGACAAUCUUCUGCACGGGCUAUUUUGUCGCCUGGGCUGUGGAUCUCUUGGUUCCAGCCAUUUUGGGUCUUGUCGUUGCCUUGAUAAUGGUUCCGCCCGUCCGGCUAUUACUAUUCCCUGGCCUGGCUAAGACGAAAGACUCACAUGGAAGUAGCUCUGGGGGAGGCCAGGUUGAAUCCGAGGAUAGCCUCACUGGUGCUCCGGAAAGCCACAAGGGUGAAGCCGCUGAACAAGAGGCUAGAAACCUAGUGGAUAACUUUGCUAAUGUCGCGAUGGAGAGCGCGGCAGCAAAGUAUGGCCAGACUGUCACUGAAGAGUCGCCCGAAAGGGAUGCAAUUACUGACGGUUUAGAAGCUGCAGAGGCUGCAGCGGGAACCCCGACCGGUGAUUCUCCUGAAGACAAAACUAAGAAGCCUAUGAAGAAGAAGGUUGCGCACGCGACCGAUAAUGUCAUGCGCGUUUUGAGCGAUAUUACUGAUAUCUAUGAGAAAUUUGCCAACAUUCUUUCUCCUACACCACCGUUCUUUCUGGUUACAUCUAGGCUACGCCUUGCAAGCAUCUUUACAUUGGUGUCUGUUGUUAUGCCCUUUACAUCUAGUUACUGGAUUAUCAAGCUCUUUGGAUUUACACUUGGACUAGGCUUCUUCGGUGAUCCAAUCUUCACCUACACCCUGAAUCUACUGAACAGCAAAGUACCGAACUGGAAAGAUCAACUUGAUUUACAGAAGAUCCAGGACGCUUUUGAAGGGCGUUCCUACAAAUGCCCAGCUUACAUUGACUCUACUCCGAAUUGGCGAGAUCAAUUCUUCGCCAUUGCCACCAGCCCCUCCCCGGAUGAUAAUGAGCCGGUUUGGCCCAUGCGCCGCAAGAAAUCUCCAGCAGCGAGCUCCACAGAUCUCACUAAACAGAGUUCAUCUACAGACCUUACGGCCACGAACUCCACUACCUCCCUCCCUGAAACAAAGCCGCCGAAGAGAAAAUUCGUGUUCAAACUCUUCAAGUUCCUCCGUCGUACAAUUGCGACAGCAAUCAAGGGCCAUAUCGCGUUUGACCGCGCUAUGGCCAUUGCAGGAUCAGCACACACAAAGAACCUACUUGGAAUGCUACAGAAUCGCCACUUCGCCACGACACCUUUUGGGCCGCUGAAGUUCGACGCAAAGUUCGAACGCAAGAGAGGCGCAGCGGUUAUUGAUUCCUCCAAGGAGCCUCCUAUCCUAUAUUUCACCACAUAUCAGUCCGCCGGAUUGGAUGAUCUCCGGAUUGAGAGUCGGAAGAAGGGAUCUGUUUUAUUCCAGAUCCCUGUCACCGAGAUCAAGGAGUUGAAGAAGACCGAGGGACUCGGCUGGAAGGGGAAGUUGAUUGUUGAACUGACAGCUGGAAGUAAAGAAGCUGCGGGUGGACUGGUCAUUAGUGGUGAUGAGCUCGGCCAGUCUUACCAUCUUACUGGGAUGAGGUCGCGGAACCAGCUUUUCAAUCGGCUGGUUGCUAUUGACGCACAGUUCUGGGAAAGUCGUUGA
Penicillium paradoxum is the source of this 1920-nucleotide messenger RNA. RefSeq lists its product as uncharacterized. The coding region runs from base 1 to 1920 and encodes 639 amino acids. The record is from RefSeq and is a predicted model, not a curated record. The transcript has 5 exons. Lineage: Eukaryota; Fungi; Ascomycota; Eurotiomycetes; Eurotiales; Aspergillaceae.